This is a messenger RNA of Labrus mixtus (cuckoo wrasse), 6982 nucleotides long. RefSeq names its product pleckstrin homology domain containing, family G (with RhoGef domain) member 4 (gene plekhg4). The record is from RefSeq and is a predicted model, not a curated record. Lineage: Eukaryota; Metazoa; Chordata; Actinopteri; Labriformes; Labridae. Gene Ontology annotation, molecular function: guanyl-nucleotide exchange factor activity. Bases 159 to 6572 code for a protein of 2137 amino acids. The transcript has 24 exons.
GCGGAGCUUAACAUAUGAGCACUUUGUUAGUUACAGCAGAAUCAGACCUGACGGGACAAGAGACACACACAGACACACACCACAGAGAGAGGGAGACAGACAGAGGAAAAUGACCUUACACUGGAAUAUACCACAACUGACUACACACUGCAAAUACCAUGGACUCUGAAUCUCUGGACCGCUGCAUCCAGAGUGCUCUCUCAGCCCUCUACCCGCCUUUCCAGGCCACAUCUCCGACCGUCCUCUGUCAGGUCCUCAACGUGGUCGAGAGCUGCUACAGAGGAGACGGUCUUCGCUACCUGAUCCACUUCCUGCUGCCUGCAAAGCAAUUCUUAGCAAACCUCCAGCAAGAUGCCUGCGUGAAGUACUGUGGUCUGUUGUUCCGUCAUGAAGGCUGGCCUCUGUGCGUCCAUGAGAAGGUAGUCGUUCAGCUCUGUCCUCUGGACCCGUGCCUUCUCCUUCCAGGAGACUUCUACCUGCUGGUUUCUCCUCCUGCUGCUGUCCCUCCACCACCUCGAGCACGAGGCGCCUCCUGCAGGAGCACUGUCGCCGCCUCCCCUCGUCUGCUCCUGUGCAGCUUGUCAGCCAGCAGCCAUCAUGUGGAGCAGCAGGAGGUGUUGGAGAUAGCCCUGAGAUCUCUCUUCAGCAUGGCCUGGCUGGACUCGGUCAACAGAGAGAGGGAGCACCAAGGAGCGUCCAGGUUGGAGCGCUGCCUCCUCUCUGCCAAUGGAGACGUCUUCAGGGUCCCUUGGGAGGACCUUGUUUACCCACAAUUCAUCAGCCGGCCCCGGACCUCACUGAAGGAAGAUCAGGAAUCAUCAGUUAAGGAUGGAGAUUUGCUAAUAAAUACGUCAACCAAUCAGUGCAGAGAUACUGAUACCUCAAGACAGGAUGUUAAGCUCCUCCCAUCUUCGACUAACACUGAGAAAUCACAAGCAAGCAGCGACGACUCGGACUCAGAGGGCGAAUAUGUGGAGCUGUCGGAGCUCCCGCUGCCUCGCUUCUCCCCUCAGAAAGGCUCCUUAACGCAGUCCAUCAGCCUGCAGCACAGAGCCCGCACCAGCACACACACCGCUGCACACACACCUCAAAACACUCCCACAACCACUGACACACACUCCUCUGUCAACACACAACCGCAAAACACUCACAAAUGCAUCAAUACACAUGCUGUGAGCACAAACACGCCUCAAAACAUUCAACCACUGACUGCUGCUAUAACACACACUCCCAGAACUGCUCACACAAACACCACACACUUGUCCUGGGCCUACGAGGAGGUCAGUUCCGCCACUGUACUGUGCUCCAGGCUCAUCGAGGAGAUCCCCAACCAGGACUUCAAUGAACCGGUCAUCCUCACCCCAAUCUCCAGCACCUCCCCCUCCUCCUCUGCUGCUCCUCCUGAAGUUGUGAAAACCUCCAGCUGGAUGCCACUGGAGCAAAUAGAAGGUACUGAUCCAGAGGGGAGUCUGAAGACACACACUGAAUCUGCAAACUGCACAGAACAGACAGAGAAGCAUGAUUUGAAAGAGAGCAAGGAGGAGUUUGAAGAGGAGAAGCGAGGGAAAGAGGAGACAGAGGGGGAGGGGGAGCUGAUGGGACAGGAGGAGAGGCAUGAAAUGUUAGAGAAUGAGGGUGAAGAGAAGGAAGAAGAGCAGGUGGAGGACAGAGAGAGUAAAAGGCACACAUACAAAGCUGAAGAGAGAGGAGAAAUUAAGGAGUAUGAAAGUGAGACAGAGGAAGAGUUUGAUGAGGAGGAAGAGGAUGAGUCAGAGGAGGAUGGAGCAGAGGAGGUGGAGGUAGAAGAGGAGGUUCAAGUUACAAUUGUGCAGCAAAGUCAAGAAAGACGGGAGGAGGAGCAGCAAGUGAUGAAAGAAGAGGAGAGAGAAGGAGGAGAAGAGAGAGGAGGUGAACGAAAACACAAAGAUCAGGAAGUUUACACACAAGCUGAGAGCUCUGCAAACGAUGCACAACACACGCAUUCUGAAGACUCUUAUUGUGAAAAUAAUACACAACACACAAACUCCUGUUCUGAAAAUAACGCAAAUCACACACACUCUGAGGUCUCUUAUUGUGAAAACAGAAGGCAAUUUAAGGAGUCCAUCACACCUCACGAACUUUCUGAGGGCUCUUUUUCUGAAAGUAACAUAACACACACAGACUAUAAAGACUCUUAUUCUGAAAAGGAUGAACAACACACACACUCCGAGGACCCUUUUUGUCAGAAAACCACACAUGUAGAAAAGUCUCAAACGCACCACGAACAGCCUGAGGAUUCCUAUUACGAAACGAACACUCUCCAAACUCACUCAGAAGACUCUAAAUGUGAAAAGAGCACACAAGAAACCCAAUCUGAGGGCUCUGAUUCUGUAGGGAACAUAACACAGAUCCAGGCUGAAGACAUGCAUACUGACAAUAAGACACAACAAAAUCAGUCUGAAGACUCUAAAUGUGAAAAGAGCACAGAAGAAACCCAAUCUGAAGGCUCUGAUACUGUAGGGAACAUAACACAGAUCAAGGCUGAAGACAUGCACACUGACAAUAACACACUUCAAAAUCAGUCUGAAGACUCGUAUACGGAAGUAAACACACUCAAAGCCCUUGCCGACGACUCUUGUUCUGAAAAGAACACAUUUCAAACACACCCUGAGGAGUCUAACACACCAGCGCUGCAUCCGGACUCAUCUGGGAGUCUAUGUGAGGAGUCUGAAAAUGCACAGGAGAAGCUGACGGAGGAGAAGGAGGAAGAGGAGGAGGCAGCGUGCUGCUGUGAGGAGGUUGGUGGAGGAAGAGCUGCCGAGCUUCCAACUGAAGGCUCCGUCAGUGAGCUGCCUCCUGCACAGCCACAUCUCAUUCAGUCUGCUGGUCCCAGCACAACAAAACCAGCACCACCUCCACCUGCUCCACAUCAGGAGCAGUCAGCUGUGCCCACAGUCCCAGUGCGCUUUACCCAGUCCUCCAAGUCCUCCCAGUCCAAGUGGUCCAGCUUCUACAGCGUGCUACUCAACUCUGCAGCUCUCUGUCUGCCUGGAACCAGAGAUCGUAGCGGUCGGGCUCUGCUGACCGUCUGCCCUAGCAACACCGUGUGGUCAAAUCCCGACUGUGACAGCGCAGAGCUGCUCCGCCUCCUGCUCUACUACACAUCCACCCUCAGGAAGGAUGUGGCAGCGUUGGGACUGACUGUGCUGGUGGACGCCCGUAGAGCUGCUCCUGCCCCCGCCCUGUUCUCCUCCCUCAGGUCCUUACAGGAGAACAUACCAGGCUCAAUCCACUCCGUGCUGCUGCUGGUCAACAAGGACUCGUCUCUGCGUCCGGACAAACCUGCAGCACUACAGGUGGAGGUGUUGAGCUCUCUCAAGUCUGUUCAGAAACACGUGGAGCUCCGUCAGCUUCCUGCAGAGUUUGGAGGAUCGUUCAGCUUCAGUCAGAGCAGCUGGCUCUGCUUCAGAUCGAGAGUGGAGCAGCUGACCAAUCAGUGUGAAGACGUCAUCAACCUGCUGCAGAAAACUAUCAACAUCCUGCAGUCCACUCCUCUACCUGCUGCAGCUCAGGAUGCCGAGCUGUUGCUGUCCAGGUACAAGGCUGUGAUGCGCAGCAUUCUCGAAGACAGCCGAUUGGUGCAGCUGCAGCAGGAGGGCGGAGCCUUGCUGUCGCGACUCCGCAGAGAGGAGAGCAGCCUCAGCGAGACUGAAGAUUAUCGGGCGGCGGUGGAGACGGUGUCGACUCUGUACGACGAGGUGGACGAGCUGCUCCACCGCCUGGUGACGCUCUCCAACUCCAGGACUCAGGAGCUCAAUUUCAUCCUGGAGUUCAGCCGACUGGAGCAAGGUUUCACAGAGGUGAGGUCGUGGCUGGAGCAGGUCGGGGAGGUUAAUCUGAAGAGUCUGAAUGAACCGGACGAUUCUCUGGAGCUUCUGAACAAAAAACAACAAGACUUCAAAGCUUUCCACAGCACAGCAUACGAGCAAUGCAGUCGAGGCGAGGCGUUACUGAGUCACGUCGAGCGUUGGGGCGACAUGUCAUCAGCUGACCUCCACGUCUACGAGGAUAAAAUUCAUUCUUUCUUUGCUCAGCUUCAGGAUUUCUCUCAGCGGGUCAAAACCACAGGCAGGAACAUCGAGCAAGCCGUCUGCCUCUAUCGCUUCUUAGACCAGGCCUAUGGCUGGGCUUUGGAGGGUAUGCGUCACCUAGCUGGAGUCAGUAUGGAGGAGUGCACGCUGCCGGACAAAUGCCAGGCGGUGAUCGACUGCCUGGAGGACUACCAGCGCCAGCACCCACCUAUCCCAGACGGCCGUUUUCAGGAGAUGAAGGCGUUGGCAGAGGAGCUGCGGGGCGAGCGAGGCCUCCGUCAGUGGAGCUUCGCCUGGUCAAAAUGUCAGGAGACAAAGAAGAUGUUUGACAGGAAGAUGGAGGCGGCGCUCAGGACACGAGACUCCGCCCACAGACAGAGAUCUGACUCUGCCGUCAGCAGGAGCUCCGUCUCCUCCAGGAAAUCACUGUCAGGACUUUUGGGGGUCUUUGAUAAGUCCUUAACUUUCUCAUCUUGCCCCCCUGAGGAGAGCAACUCCUCGCCUCCUCGCAGCACUUCCUACUCCCAUCUCUCCAACACUCCUCAACACACCCCACUCCUCCAGCGUCUGUUCCGCAGCCCCUCCUCCGAGGAGUCAUCAGAUCUGGUGGAUAUCUGUUCCUCCAGUCCCAGUCUACCCCGCCUCGGCUCCUGUCACAGCUUCACACCCUCCUUCGCCUCGUCCCCCUCCUCAACCUCCUCAUCCUUCUCCUCCAGCAGGCGGCAGCAGUUAAGAAAGACUCAGAGCUUCGACUGUCCCUCCACCCCAGAGUCGUCACGGUACGGGCCCAACCCCCGCACCCUCAGCGAGCCGGUGCGUAGAGGAAACACGGGCGUGUUCAUCCGCGGUCUUGAGGUCAGCAGCUCUGAGGCAGCUGACCACACGCUCUGCCCCAGGACACCUGCUCACAGCUGGGCAGUGCAGGGACUAAGCAACCCUGGGACACCCGGAACCCCAAGAAUCAAUGGCAGCCCGGCAACAGAGUCCAGACCCAGGGGGAGUAAGCUCCGGCACGUCGUCGAGGAGAUGGUGACCACGGAGAGGGAGUACGUCCGCUCUCUGAGUUACAUCAUCCGUCACUACUUCCCCAUGAUGGACCGGGCCGACCUUCCUCAGGACCUGCGGGGAAAACGCUCAGUCGUGUUCGGAAACCUGGAGAAGCUUCUGGACUUCCACAGUCAGUUCUUCCUGAACGAGCUGGAGGCGUGCUGGAAACACCCGCUCCGAGUGCCACACUGCUUCCUCAGACAUCAGGAGCAGUUCAGUCUGUACGCUCUCUACAGCAAGAACAAACCAAAAUCUGACGCUCUGCUCGCUCUGCACGGACACUCCUUCUUCAGGAGGAAGCAGGUGGAGUUGGGGGAUAAGAUGGACCUCUCCUCCUACCUGUUGAAGCCUGUCCAGAGGAUGAGUAAAUAUGCUCUGCUCCUCACUGACCUCAUGAAGGAGGUGGGCGCGGCUCAGGAGGCGGAGCAUGUCGCCCUGCAAGCCGCCACCAACAUGGUCAAGUUCCAGCUUCGUCAUGGCAACGACUUGUUGGCAAUGGACGCCAUCCGAGACUGUGAUGUAAAUCUGAAGGAGCAGGGUCAGCUGAUCCGUCAGGACGAGUUCACUGUCUGGACGGGGAGGAGGAAAUGUCAGCGCCACGUCUUCCUGUUUGAGGAGCUCGUUCUCUUCAGUAAACCCAAGAAGAUGGAGGGAGGGCUGGACGUCUUCAUCUACAAACACUCCUUCAAGACAGCAGAUGUGGGUCUGACCGAGUCGGCAGGAGACAACGGGCUCCGCUUUGAGAUCUGGUUCAGAAGGAGGACGUCUAAGAACCAGACCUUCAUUCUGCAGCCCGCCACAGCUGAGGUCAAACACGCCUGGACGACCGGCAUCGCCCGAAUCCUGUGGACGCAGGCCACCAAGAACAAAGAGAGUCGUCUGAAGGAGAUGGUGUCGAUGGGAGUGGGAAGUAAACCUUUUCUGGACAUCCAGCCGAGCGAUGCGGCCAUCAGUGACCGUGCCGUUCACUACAUCAUGAAGAGCAGAGGUGCCAGAACGCGAGCGUCCAUCGCCGUCUCUGUCUUCGAUCACUCGAACCCUUUCAAACGAGGAUCGGGGACCUCUGAAGCUGCGGCCUCAGGACCCUCUUCAUCCGGCCUGCUCGGACCGCUCAACCUGCACAUGCACAUGUACAGUCAAACCCUCUCCUCGUCUCCUGCUGCAGAGAGCUCCUUCAUCACUUCCUGUAUCGAGGAAGACGAGCAGGAGCACGAGACCAGCAGCCAGCCCUCCAUGACCACAGAGAGUUCAGGCUCGUCGUCUCGCUGUCUCUCGGGCUCCACCGGCUCAGACAGCGGGUGCGUCUCCUCCAACCUCCAGGAGGCGCUGCAGGAGGAGCCGAGCCCCCCCAGCCAGCCCCCCUCCUACUGCUCCUCCUCAAACAAACAGCAUCUCAACAGCCCGUACAUUUCACCUAAAACGGCUCCGGUCAUCAGCCCGGCCACCAUCGUGUGAGUCUGCUGACCUGACGGACUCAUAGGUCCGUCUGCUUCGUGCUGAAGUUUGGAGUUUCCUCACAGAUUUGAAUCAGCGAUGUUUGAUUGUCAGAUGUUUGUUUCAUUGUGUUCAUGUUGUUGAGCUCCGGUAGAGUUUGUUUUUGUAAAUAAUGACUGUUAGAGUUUAAUAAAUCUCCUCUCUGUAGUUCGACUCCUCACAGCUGCAGUGUGAUGUCUCUUGAUUGUGCUGAUGAGGCGACUGGUCUGUCAGGAGCACGCGCGUCCCAGCUGUGAGGAGUUCAGGUUUGUGUCUGAGCUGGUCCAGGAUCAGCUGGACUUAACUGUACAUGUGUGUAAAUAAAACCACAGCUGAGUGUCUGCUGUCACUUUUCUUACUUGAAUAAUAAACAUGAGUUUGUUUCAAACUGA